AUUUCACUUGCAAUUGGUGGUGGAUUAUACUUGUGAUGAAUCUGGGUUUGAUUUAGCUUUGUAAUUCGAGAAGAGGGUUUUUCCAGGCACACGUCUGUGUGUGUUAUAUGCAGCUAGGAGAUUUAUUUUCCUUGUUUUCUUCAUAUUUUGACUUUCUUAACGUAUUUUUGGUGCUCCUUUUGAGUAUGAACAUAUUUGCUUGCUGUUAGGAAUUCCAUUCUGUUUAUGUUUUUCUUUUCCUGUCAAUGCUUUUGCAUCUUCUUCUUAUGCAUGGAGAAGUUCUCUAGUAAUCUUUAUCUUGGUUUUUGUUCUACAAUUGAUUUCAUUGCUUAUUUGUUUGGAAAAUUAAGGAUUCUAUGUUCAGUUGUGUUAGAUAUUGAAGCACCCAUUGAUUGAACUGAUUUCAGCCUUUCAGGUAAUAUAUUCUCAUACUAUGGAUGGUACAAUUACUAGAAGGGUUAUUCCAUCAGACAACAGUUGCCUCUUCAAUGCUGUUGGGUACGUAAUGGACCACGAUAAACACAAGGCCUCCGAGCUAAGACAGGUCAUAGCUGCGACAGUAGCUAGCGAUCCAGCAAGCUAUUCGGAAGCAUUUCUCGGAAAGCCGAAUGAGGAGUACUGUGCUUGGAUUCUUGAUUCUGAGAAGUGGGGAGGUGCCAUUGAGCUCUCGAUAUUAUCCGAAUAUUAUGGGCGUGAAAUUGCAGCAUACGAUAUCCAGACCACGCGAUGUGAUUUGUAUGGCCAGGAAAAGAAGUAUUCUGAAAGGGUUCUACUGAUAUAUGAUGGACUCCACUACGAUGCUUUAGUUAUGUCUCCAGCCGAGGGGGCUCCCGAGGAAUUCGAUCAGACCAUAUUUUCUGUGAACAAGGACAGGACAAUUGGGCCCAUUGAGCAGCAAGCUCUUCAUUUUGUAAACGAACAGCAAAGGAAAAGGAGUUACACCGACACCGCCAACUUCACUCUUCGCUGUGGGGUUUGCCAGAUUGGAGUCAUUGGCCAGACGGAGGCCGUAGAACACGCAAAAGAAACUGGCCAUGUCAACUUUCAAGAGUAUAGAUGACAGGAAGCAUGUCGGGAAAAGUAAUGGAGCUGAUCGGUGUGAGCUUCAUCGGCUCCUCCGCUUGUCGAACUGGUGUGGCAUUUUGAUUUGUUAUGUUGCCAUUUCAAAAUCUUGAUUACCCUGGAAAAGUGGUCAUAUUUACUGCACAAGUUGUGUACAAUGUUGUGUAUUUGAUUCAAUAAUCACAGAGUAAGCUGUUGUAAAUCACUCUUCUUAUAUGGUUCAGAAUCCUUUUGCA
This is a messenger RNA of Momordica charantia (bitter melon), 1298 nucleotides long. RefSeq names its product OTU-like cysteine protease family protein. Gene Ontology annotation, molecular function: cysteine-type deubiquitinase activity. Lineage: Eukaryota; Viridiplantae; Streptophyta; Magnoliopsida; Cucurbitales; Cucurbitaceae. The record is from RefSeq and is a predicted model, not a curated record. Gene Ontology annotation, cellular component: nucleus; cytosol. Gene Ontology annotation, biological process: protein deubiquitination; endoplasmic reticulum unfolded protein response; ERAD pathway.